Messenger RNA from Entrophospora candida, 678 nucleotides. The record is from the annotation of a GenBank genome assembly. NCBI's taxonomy places the organism in Eukaryota, Fungi, Glomeromycota, Glomeromycetes, Entrophosporales, Entrophosporaceae.
AUGGCAAAAUUAUUUGAAAUAACAAGAUCUUAUCAACACGUGACAGAGAAAUUAGAAUUAUUAAGAGCAGCUGAUGUGUUAAUGAUGGACUCGUUUGUUGAUUAUUUAGAACAGAAUUUGAUAAUUGAGGGAAAAAGUUGGAAUAAGACUCAAGCGAAUAAUCUUGAUGAUGAUAAAUUAAAAUAUAAUCGAGAUUAUGAAGAAUCGAUCAAAUUAUAUGAGAAAUAUUCAAUGUUGCCAUUUAAUUUUCAUUUAAUAUUUAGGACUAAUGGAAAUGAAUUGAAAGAAGAAACCGACACUAAUAAUAGCAUAUGGAAACAAUAUUGUCACGAUCAAGGACCAACAUUAACAGUCAUUAGAACAAAAAAUAUUAACGAUGAUGAAGUUGUAUUUGGUGGAUUUAAAUCUGUUAGUUGGUCAAAUCGGGAAGAUGAAAAUGUUGGGGGUGGGGGUAAAGGUUUUAUAUUUGGAUAUUUAUGGCAAGAUGAUAAAUUAUUAUUACCUUGGAUGUUACCUGUAGAAAAUCAUUUUCACGGUGAUAGAAUUUUGGGAGAUGGACAAUUAUUAUACAUUGAUUUUACAAAUGGUAAUCAAUUAUUAGCUCAUGCAAAUGGUUGGAACUUAGAAGCUACUAUAGAGGAAUUAGAAGUUUUUAAGGUUGUACGCAAAAACGUAUAA